UAAAGAUGUGGUUCAGUGAGUGUCGAUGGAAGUCAGCGGGUGCCGUUUUCCCGCCUGGAGGAGCUCAGUGAUGCCUCUUUGCUUCCUCAGUGUAUCCACGCCAGGCGCCAUUUUGUCAGCGUGCCUCUCUGCCACGGCAACAAAAUGGAGCAGGAUAUUGGGGGGAAGGGUCUCGUGGGAGUUCAUUCUCUUGUCAGAGAUGAUAUUCUUGCCAAAGCACAGAGCGGUGUGAGACAAGUGAGUGGUGCAGGGGCAGGUGCUGAGCGCAGCUCCCCUCAGCCCUCGCUGUGGUGAGGCGGGAAGGCGUCAGUGGGCUUAGUGUGGUGGCUGCAGCCGGCUGGCCCUGUGUUUCCUUCUUCCUGUCUGCUUCUCCUUGCUCUGGUGCUCGUCUCCUCCAGCAUGCCACGUUUGCAAACACUUGAAACAUAAAGGUCUGAUUUCCUUAAGGCAUAUCCUUCAUGAUUGUAUCUGUAAAUACUUCUAUACAGGAUACUGGGAUUUUCCAUACGGUAGCAGUACUGUCGCGUGAAAGCCUGUUGCUUUGGGAUCCCUGAACUUCACUGUUGUAUUGGAGCUGACAGGAGCAGAAUUGGAGCACGUGUCAUGUCUUAACAUUUCAUGCACACAAUCUUACCCGUCAGACAAGCUUUAAGAAUGGAUGAAGACCUUAAAAUGCAGACGCUUGACUCCUCUCUUCAGAGUCCAUCAGAGACGUUGCUCUCCAUUCGUCUCUUGGACUUUAAAACAAGUUUAUUGGAGACUAUGGAAGAACUGCGCAUAAGGAGGGAAACAGAGAUAAAUUAUGAAGAUCAAUUAAGUAAAAUUGUUGUGGAGAAACAGGAACUCGAGUGGCAGAAGGAUACUCUGCAGCAUCAGACAGACACGUUACAGCAACAAAAUAAAGAAGCCAUGGCAGCUUUUAAAAAGCAGGCAAGGAUGUUUGCCAUGGAAGAAGAAAAGGGAAAAUACCAACUUGCUGUAGAAAUAAAAGAAAAAGAAAUCAAUGGAUUGAAAGAAACGUUAAAAGAAUUACAGAUUUCAAAAUACACGUUACAAAAGAAACUGAAUGAAAUGGAUCAUAAAUUAAAGAUGCACUUAACAGCUAGAGAAGAGCAUCAUAAGAAACUGAAUGAAGUUGAGAGGUGUUAUGCUACUAUUGCAUGUCAGUUUGGAACCAUCAAAGAUGUUCAUGGAAAACUAGAGCACAGUGUACAGGAAGCAAUACAGCUCAAUAAGAAACUAACAUCGGUGAAUAGAAGACAAGAGACUGAAAUAAGUAAUCUGAAGGAAGAACUGAAGAAAGUAACUACAGACUUGAUAAGGUCCAAGGUCACAUCUCAGAACAGGGUGGGAGAAGAAAACAUCAAUCUUGCAGCAAAGGAAAAACAGUUUCAAGAACUGCAACAAAAAAUCAGAAUGGAGACAGCAAUCAGUAGAAGAGUUGAAGAAGAAAAUGCUUACAUGAAAGAAGAGAAACUAGAAAUUCUCAGCUCUCUACAGUGUGUGCAGAAGCAGCUUCAGCGAAUAACUCAAAUGAAUGUUAAAAUGGAAAGUGAAUUAAAUGCACUGAGAGAAGAAUAUCAGACACUUCAAAGAGAUAAUGAGCUGCAAAGGGAGAAGGCAAAGGAAAAUGAAGAAAAGUUCCUUAAUCUUCAGAAUGAGCAUGAGAAAGCACUGAGAAUUUGGAAAAAAGAUGAAGAAGAUUUGAGAAGAGAGAUGGACACUAUUAAAAAUGAGCUAAAUUCCCUUAAAGAGGUCCAAGGACAUAUUGACAUUUGCCGUCCUCCUCAGGGAAACCAGCGUUCAGAGACAGUAGAAAAUCUGCAGCUUGGUCAAGAACAAUCAGAAGACGGUGAAAUACAGACUAUUCAGAAAGACAACGAUUGUAUGCCAUUUAUUCUAAGAAAAGACAGUAACUUGGGACGUGAAGAUGAAACUGAAGUAAAAAACACAGUGAACUUCUCCUUAAGCACCGAAGAGUUACAGAUAGAACAAAAGUUAAAAGUUCUUGAGAACAGAUGUAAGGAUGAAAUUAACGCAGCUAGCCCUUCGGAAGGAAAGCAAAGGGAGGCUUCUCCCAGGAAUACCCUCUGCACGGAUACUGAUUUAAUUAACCAAGGACAGGACUCAGAAAUGCAUGUCACUGAAUGUAAAGAAGCAGAAAAUCUAGAAACAGCAAGUAGAGUGCUACCGGAGGGAAACGGUGCAAGUUUACAACAAAAGCUACAGGACAGCACUGAUCCAGUAGCAGCACAUCACACAGAAACAAGCAAGGUACUUUUAAAUGCUACUGACAGAGGAAUUGUCUGUGAGAAAAACGCAAUUCAAGAGAUGAACUCCAGUAACCAAGAACUGUGCAAUACUACACAUGCAUCAGUUUGUACUAAGGCAGACAAAAACUCGAGUUUCAUAGAACUCACCAGCAGUUUUCUUACAAUCGAAGCAUCCAAAAAAGAGUGUGGAGCAGCUGUGUGCAUUGAGAAGAGUGCUGUGUAUGAAACCAAGACAGAUGAUCAUCAAGUGAAUGAAUUCCGUUUUGGCAUCCUAUCUUAUGCUAAAGAAAACUGUCAGACAGAAUACCAGAAAUGUAGCUUGCUAAACAGUGACAAAGAUGUGGAUAACAGAUCAUGUAAAAUAGAAACAAGCUUGUUACAUCUGAGCGCUUUACCUAGAAAUAAAUUUCCUUUUAAACAAAUGCAUGUAGAUGCUGAGGACAAAAGUUACAAUGAAAAUGCUGCAAACAUCAACAGAAGUGGUACACUAAGGCAUACUGGUUUUCCAGCAAUGGAUGCUCAAAAUUUAUUAGCCGUUAAUCGUGAUAAUGCAAGUGCUGAUAAAGCUGCAGAAGAACAUAGUAAUAACAUGCCUCUUAGAGGUACUUAUAACUUAAGCCCCAAAAAGAUAUUUAAAGGAAUAAAUGCGGAUGACGUGCACAGCAAACAACCUGAACACGACAGCACUGAGCAAUCAGGAGGUGACACAAGUACCUUGGAUGCUGAAGCCGUGUCUCCAGUAAGGGCGGAUGAUUUUGACACAACUGUUCACCAAGUCCCAGCAGAUGGAAUUAGUGCAGAUAAACUUAAUGAAGAAAUUGAGAUAAAGUCCAUCAAAAAUGGACGUUCCCUGGACGUUAAUGAUAAUUCAAUAAAUAACACUACGUUAAAACAGAAAAAAGACUCGCGGCACAGUACAGUUCCAGGAAGGAAGCCUGCUGAGGGUCACCUGAAAGAAUCAUGCUCUUUACCCACGAGAACAUCUGGAAGUUUAGUGAAUGUAAGUGGGAGGUCAUCCUUUGAUCUUUCAACUUCAGAUAAAAAAGCUGAGAAAACUUCAGUAUGCUUCAAAUUUCUAGAGCUCAGUUCUUGUUCAAGAAUAAAUCAAAUGAGAAGUCAGGCUACGUGGACUUCAUCAUCCCAAGAACCUUUGGCUUUGAAAGAGCAAGUGCCGUGUCUAGUGGAAAACCAAAAGGUGAUUCCAAGAGCAUUUCAAAACAUCGGUGAAAAUGUUGGCAGGAAAGAAACAGGACCAGGUUCUACCAGUUCUAACGGAGCCGCUGACACUUGGAAUACCUCUAGUAUCCACCGAGACCCCCAGGGAGACACUACUGAAGAAUGGAAUGCUACGGCAAAGACUUUUUAUGAUUCUUCUUUUCCCACAGAACAUGUGCAAGAAGGAUUUACCGCUUUGAAUGAGCGGAAGCCAUCUCCCAUGACUGUAACUCCAGCGCAAAGGGAAAGAACACUGGGAGAGGAGGACAGAUGUCCUCCUCAUCAUUCCACUGUACAAAAUGAAAUAGAAGAAAUUGAGAAAUUCCUCAAGUUGGAAAGACUUGGUUCAUCGAGAAAAAGAAAACAUGAAGACAAUAAAAAGCAGUGGUAGGAGAUGGAUAAAGCACUUCUAUAAGCUAAGUUGGUAGAGCUAUUCCUA
Meleagris gallopavo (turkey) is the source of this 3927-nucleotide messenger RNA. The record is from RefSeq and is a predicted model, not a curated record. Lineage: Eukaryota; Metazoa; Chordata; Aves; Galliformes; Phasianidae.